CGCGCUCAACAGCCGCUAUCCAACCCAUCCAACCUGUGAGCUUCUCUCAUAUAAGAACCGGGGGACUGCUUGCCACUUUCACUCUCCUCACCCAACAAGCCUUCCAAGCAAUCAAGCGACCCUGUAGAUAUACCAAAACCCGAACGACCUUUUCCCUGCAAAAACCAUCAACACCUUGUUCAUAGAACCGUUUCUCCAGUUACCCGCCAACACAUCAAACCGUUACAUCGCAUCCUCCCAAAACCUUACCAUGCAAUCAGUUAUCGCCAUCCUCGCGAGCUCGAUCUUGAUGCUGUUGAUUAGUGGACCAAUGCAUGCAGCCGCCAAGAAUAUGAUUUGUCCCAAUCGCGACAACAGCAAUGGUUACUGCGUCCAGAUGGAUACAGGAGCCCCUAUCAUCCCCAAAAUCCGAAAUAUUCCAGGCGGAAUGUUCCCGACAUUUACCUGCGCCUCGGACUAUCUCGCGCUAUGUUGUCCAAGCAUACCUGUCAAAGACCUCAAGCAGUGCAAGUUCGCCUCAAGCUGGGAAUAACACUUCAGUUCUAUGAUCAUGUUUAUUUUCCAUCCCAACCUUAACUGCCAUGUCUAAACCUGAUAGUG
Puccinia graminis f. sp. tritici CRL 75-36-700-3 is the source of this 600-nucleotide messenger RNA. RefSeq lists its product as uncharacterized. NCBI's taxonomy places the organism in Eukaryota, Fungi, Basidiomycota, Pucciniomycetes, Pucciniales, Pucciniaceae. The record is from RefSeq and is a predicted model, not a curated record. The coding region runs from base 251 to 532 and encodes 93 amino acids. The transcript has 3 exons.